UAACAUUUAGGCUUAAACAAAAAUUAAAAAAAAAAUAAUUUAUUCCAUUCAAAAUUUGGCUAAAAAGGAAACCAAGAAAAAUAAAAUUCAAAAUGGAUCCGCAACAACAAUUUUGUUUAAAAUGGAACAGUUAUUCCUCAAAUUUGGCAAUGACAUUUUCAAAUUUAUUUAAAUCUGACCUGUUAGCUGAUGUAACAUUAUCUUGUAAUGGCACAGUUUUUACAGCGCAUAAACUAAUUUUGGCAGCAUGUUCGAAAAAAUUUGCCGAUAUAUUCGAAAGAGCACCCACCAAUGGACAAUGUGUUGUAAUAUUAGAGGCAACAUCACCAGAAAAUAUGGCAGCAUUAUUAGAAUUUAUGUACAAAGGUGAAGUUCAUGUAUCACAAGAAGCACUUAACAGCUUUUUAAAGUCAGCAGAAAAUUUACAAGUUAAAGGAUUAUCAACGGAACAUGGAAGAUUAGCGGCCGCCCAAUCACAAUCACACGAAUCACCUAUUGAAUCACCUACAAACAGACGGCAUAAUAGUCGUAACAGUCUUUCAUCACAAGGAGGAAAUGAAGGUAGCAAUAUCAGUGGUAUUGGAGGUGUUGGUAGUGGGGCUAGCGGCGUUAGUGGUAAUUCUGGUGUUGGAGGUGUAGGAGGAAGCUUAAAGCAAGAAUGUGAUUCAUUAAUGCAUCCAAGUAGCUCAAGUUUAGGUGGUAUUCCAUCAUACCUUCCCUCAAUUUAUCGCCCAUUAACUUACGAUCCACCAAGAAAAAGACAUUUCAGAAGUCCUUUCCCUGAACAAGAAACACGCGGUAGUGUACUAAGAGACGGAUCAAAAGGUAGUUCUGAAAGUGCAAGUCCACUAAAUAAAUCAUACAGACCGUCAAGUAGCGCAUCAUCAACAGCACCUACAGAAGCGGAUACAAUGCAAUCAGAAAGAGCUUCACCACAAUCCAGCAGAUAUGAAAAUCAUAGUCCACCAACAACAACGGCAGGUAAUGGUAAUAGUACAACAAGUUGUUCAGAUCGUAUCGAUAGGCCUGAAAGGAAUAAUGGUACCACCAAAAACGAACCCAUCGAUGAUGAUAAAGAUGAUCUUGAAUCAAAUGAUAAUGGCGCCGAAGAUUUACGUGUUAAAAUGGAAACAGCUUAUUCACCACAACCGCCAACAUCAAACACAGCCCCACCAACCCCGACAGCUAUUGAUUAUCAAAAAGCAGUUGAUGCAGCAAUACCGGGAGGUUUAGCGUCAAUUGCUCCAGCGGAUAUGUUGAAUGUUUGGAAUGCAGCCAAAUUAAAUAAUAAAAAUAGUGGGAUGGUGAAUACAGCUGACGGUAGAAAAAAAUUAAAGUGCCUCUACUGUGACCGUUUAUACGGAUAUGAGACUAAUUUAAGAGCUCAUAUAAGACAACGUCAUCAAGGUAUACGAGUACCGUGCCCCUUCUGUUCGAGAACAUUCACACGAAAUAAUACAGUACGCCGACAUAUUGCACGCGAACAUAAACAAGAAAUUGGUAUCAAUCAAUUACAGGCUGGACAAAAUCACGCCCAAUAGAAAAAGUUUAAUUUGUUUUUUUCUUAUUUAAAUUUAAAAAUGAUACAACAUAAAUAAUUUUUUUUAUUAUGUAUAUCUUCAUGGUUUCUUUUACUUUAAAAUUAUUACUUUAAAAAAUUA
Molecule: messenger RNA, 1661 nt
Organism: Condylostylus longicornis
Lineage: Eukaryota; Metazoa; Arthropoda; Insecta; Diptera; Dolichopodidae
Gene: chinmo
Product: zinc finger protein chinmo
Exons: 6
Coding region: 93-1541 (482 amino acids)
Biological process (GO): regulation of transcription by RNA polymerase II
Cellular component (GO): nucleus
Molecular function (GO): protein binding
Source: RefSeq, a predicted model, not a curated record